AAGUAAGAUAAUUGACCACAGCUCAAAAUGAUAGAUUUUACAAAGUGUCGUCAAGGUAGAAGUGGAUAGAGAAACUUAAAUAGAGCACUCGCAGAUUCAACUACACCGAAAGGAACAAUCACAGCCAUUCAUUCUGCCCAACAUACAAUAAAAACAUCCAAAAUAGCCAUUUUACAAAAAAGAGGAAUCGGGUUUCCUAUCAUCAGACUUUGUCUGCUAUUCGACAACUCUUUCCUUCAAUUCAACAACCACAGUUCGAUUCACACAAGUCUCACUGCAGCAACCAAGGCAACAUCUCAACAAGUAGGACAUCAUCGUGACUUGGAGGAGAUCAGCAUCAGAGGCGGUACCUAAGUAUAAAUGUAUCAAUACCUACAAAGGAGCUAGUUGAUGUUGUGAGUAGUUAUGUUCUUUCAAGAGUUAGUUUUGGUAUGAAGAUAAUGGUGAUCCCCAUCUUCGUCAUUCUUGUCAUUUGAUUUUGGCGAAUAUCAGGUCAUCUAUGCAGUCAGCUUUGCUUUCGUGGGUAUCAGUUGCGACGUGGAAACACUAGUAGGCAGACCAGACAACAAAGCUUCCAAGGUCCCUUCCAGGUAAACUCCGACUUUUCCAAGUUGUCCAAAUCAGAGCAGUUUCCUUAAAUUGCGGCCAAGCAAAGAGGAAAUUAUUUACGCGGUUUUCGAACGGCGAAAAGCAGGUACAUUUGAUUCACAUUUCUUUGUCUAUGGAGGCUAGAAGCACCAUAAACCGUUGAAUAUUGAUGAAAGAAAAUCCUGUUCCUGUCUACAGUCUCUACUUGGAAUCCUUGUUCGUCUACCUAUGUUGAUCCUCCAUUUUUGUUUUCCCUGCGAUGUUGUUGAUCCUCCAUCAAAUUAUCACCCUGGUCUUAUGCUCACCUCACAAUCUCACCUGGGACAACAACACACUACCUCCACAGGAACAACGUCAACUACCCGCACGAUCCAAAAGUGGGAUUACACCCAUUGUCACACAAAAAGCCACAGAAAAACAAGCGUCAAAAGCGAAAAGAGCAGUUGCUCUCGCCACCAGCAAAGCACGAAUCGGACGAGAUCGCCAAAAUUUAUGUAUAAAUAGGGAAAAGAAUCCUCAUAUUAUAUAUUUUUAGAACUACUACUAGAGAUGAGAAAAAUAGUGUUAGUGACUAUGACACUAUCGUAUCAUAGGAAUUUUGUUGGACUAGUAAUUGAUAUGCAUUUGAAGGAAGAGGAACGAUGAAGUAGCUGUAGCAAAGAUAAUGCUGUGUCAUUGUAGCCGUAAAGAAAACCUGGGGGAGGAUGGAUAAACAAAAAUAGAGACGAAUCUUUAAGAUUUCACCUCUCUCGCACUAAUCUUCGUUCAUGCCGGAGAAGCAGCAUCCAGCGGAAGAGAGCGAGCCGCUCUUGGGAGCUAAUGACGGGAGCAAUCUGCCUUGCGCCAGGCCAGCAGGGGUACGUGGAGGAAUGUUUUAUGGGAAGAUGUAUGUUUAAGUAAGUCAGUGUUGUAUCUAGAAAUCUGUCUACUUCUGUGUACGUUUUGUUCUAUCUAAAAUGAAGAUGAAAGAUGAUCACUAUCACAUGGAACGGACGUCGAAUGUGAUUCUACUUUAUUACCUACGACCAUCACCUUCACCAUGCAUUCUAUGUUUGAUGUCUAAUAUGCUUGUGCGAUGAAAGACUGGCAGAUUUUCAACAUUUACGAUACCGUAAUGCGCUUCCUAAGUGCGAUGAUGGGCCGGUUAUCAUCGUUGUACAUGACUCUGGUACGAUCGCGCUUUGCGGCAGUGCUGUGGGGCUUGGUCGCGAUCGCUCUCUUCACGAUGGUGUGCUGUGUUUAUGGCGCUAAGUGCUUAUUUAUAAUUUUAUCAUUCCAUUUGAAUAUAUGGUUGUAUUGUUCUGAUGAGUGGAAUUUUUUCCUCAGUAGUUUUCGUUCACGUGCUGAAGUCACUGGGCUCAAGUGGAAAGAAUCUCCUUAGUAGAGGUCUGGAACUGGCAGCUUCGUUAAUGGACUGACCUAAGGGAAAGGGAAACUCCAACAAAGGAGUAACACUAGAAGUCAGUCAGAAUGAUGAAUCAAAGUGAGAAUGAUAAAGGAGAACAACAACUAGUUCUAAUAACCCUACGUCAGCUGCUGGCCCAGUGCGCAACCAUGGAUCGCUGGGAGCUGGUUUUCAACGUUUCAAUCCUUAUGGCCAAGAAGAACAGUUUAAUAAACUUACUCAGUAAAAAGAUUUCCCGUCGUCCCCUGAUCCUCAUCUUGAGCUUAGAAUGUUGACAUGUUGUUGAUGUUUCUUUUUCGCCGGACUUAAUCAUGGCAGAAUGGAUUUGAAUGAGGACUGAUCCUGAUGAUCAUCUAUUACUACAUCUAUCCUCUCGCUAAUUCACGCAUCGUCGUCUCAAAAGCAAAGCAAACGAGGUGGAAACUUUCGUGGUUCGCGGAUUCGAGAAGAUGCAAAUGCAAGCAAACGGGAGCACUGGAACGCAUUCACAGAUCAACAAGAUUUCGGUCUGGCAGGAGGAUCGUCUUCUACGAGCAUCUUUUACAACAACACAUCACUCACAUCAACGGCUACUAGUGGAUUUCUUCAAGAACUUCAGGGUCGCGAAAGCAGUACGGCCACGGCCAAGCAGGGUUUAGAUUUUGCACCACGACCACGUACUGUUACUGCUAUCACGGCUUUCAAAACGGACUACGCCCAUGGCUCCGAGUUUAUGUUGGACGAAAUGUACAGGACGUGCACUCGUACGUUCUAUACGCUCAAGAACCAGCUGACAGUAGAGGACCCUAAUUAUCCGAUCGAAGUGAACGUGAAGCCACUGACAGGAGGUGGAAGUGGGGCACUGGUGGCAUUGCUGAACCUAAAACCACCGCCGCAAGCAUCGGCUGCGGAUGGUGGUGGUGGUGGUGGCGUGGGCACGACCGUCGCAGAGGGAGAUGCUGCCGAGGCUAACAUCAUGGAGCUUUUCGCAAAAGCUAAGCUCCCUGCCGAUGAGCCUCUCGUGUUGAAGGAGCUCGACAUGCUUAAAGAGGAUGCCGAUGACCAAAAUGAGAUGGCGAACUACAUCGAAAAGAUGAAGAAUCAAGAACCGUGCCCAGAUGUAAAAACGAAUCCAAAAUGUGCGCUCAUCGCGUGGCGCGGUGAUCAAAGCGCUCAAGCCCGGGGCGCGCUCAUCGAGGUGUGCAGUGCCCCAAAAGGCGCUGCGAAAGACGCGGCAGUCAAAGCUGCCAAGAAAUUCUACAGCGAUUGGGAUGGGGCGAAGAAUGAGCAGGAAAACAAGCCGAGCGGCACUGUCGCAGACACGAGUACAAUUCCACGGGAAUGGCCUCUCGAAGUGCAUCAGAAAGGGCAAAGUGUCAAGGGAAAGAUCCUGUUAUGACGCAUAUGAACUGUUGUAGCAAAAAAAUUCGCUAAUACUAGUACCGUUACAUCACUUACUUCACCUGAUCGUGCAAAAUAGAAGUAUGCGUAAGUACUUAUGAUCGUUUCUUAUAAACCUCGAGUACAUUUGCAAGGCGAUAUAAGUUCCGCAUUUACCACUCGUUAUGCUGCUCGAGCGGCUCAAUAGCUGGGUGACACCAUCUGGUACUGAAAUUGUGAUAAGUUAGAAACUGUCGGAUCCAGAAUUUGAAAUUGAGAAGGCCGUAGUGUAAUAUUCGGGCCGACGGGUAACAUAGGUAUCUGAUGUCAUAAAUUUCAGAUCGGAUGGCGCAAGGCUGAGUCGUUUCUUGUUCGAAGCAACUAGAACAAAGUAGAUUAUCUAGCUCCGAGAAUAUACUACAAGAGAGAAGAGACAUUAAUAAUUAAUGUUAUUAUCAAAGAAGGUAAUCUACCUCUAGAUGUUCCUUAGCUGUACGAUCUUUUGCACUGUUCUCUCCGCUUCAAAGCUGAUUUGGGGGCGCACUCGUCUAAGAAACGAAAUGGCCAAGCAGCUUUCCGUCACAGAUUUGCGAAGCCAAGCGAGUCGUGAUGCGGACCAGACCGGAAUUGUCCGCGUGUUUGUCGCGCUCGAUUUCGCGUUAUGACCAUUGAAUUGAACUUUUCUAUCAAUCUGGUGAAUGGUGUAAAUUCGUAUCCAUGACCGCAGUCUCUUUUACGGGGCCACACAGUGCCAAAAGCAAGGUGCUAACCGAUCAAAUUUUUGUACAAAAAUGAGAAAAAAUCUAACCUUUUGCACAAAGAAGAUUUGACCAUUUAGCUCCGCUUUUGGCACGUUGUUACUCCAUAGCCCUUCUUAUGUAGUUUUAAGUAGAGAGGCCCACCCAGGUGGUAAAGGAUACACGUGCGUUGCAAUUACUUGGGACAAUUUAAAGAUGCAGUAAAGGUUUUGGCUGAGCAUGUGUUUGUUCGCUGUGUCGUGAUUCACAAACUCCGUGUUGCUAGGUAUUAGACGAAGUAAUUGGAAAAAUAUAUACGUGCGUAAAACUUUUUGAUUUUCGAGAUGCAUGUUCGUUUCCUUCCGAAGCUUCGGUAAAUAUCAGUAAGAGUGAUUCUAUUUAUGCGAACGUAAAAAAAACAUUGACAUCGCUACGAAAUCAAUGCCAUGAAGGAUAAGGUCACGAGUAGCUUAUCUUUCUAUCUGAUUGAUUACUCGUAGGUAGGCAAACCACCUCUGAUCUACACGAGUGUUAGCAAAUUCCACCCACUUAUUACGACCACAAGACUCACGGCACAAGAUUGAACAGAAGAGUUGUGGCAGACUGAAACUCAAUUUCAUUUUCUCCCUUUCUUUCACAUUCUAAUUAUCAAGGGAGGGUCCGUGAUGGAAAAUCUCGCGAACAUCGCCUUGGGGACGCAAGAGCCAGGCGCAAUCGGUGGCGGGGAUGCCGACAAGAUAUUACAGCUGGUGGCAAACAGUUUGGUUGAGGCGGAGAAGCAUCGGAUGGCAGCAGCACAGAAGGUAAAAGGCUUCAGCGAGAAGGAUAAGGAUAGGUGGUUUUAUGCAAAGAUGGAGGACCGGCUCAGGAUCUUGCAGACGAACAAAGAGGAAGUAGAAAAUCAGCUGAUGCAAUAUCCGGCGGUUGCCUCAGAUGAUGAGGCGGCGAAGACGGCACGCAAGACGAGCGUUGAUAUGGUGCUGUCGGAUUUGCAGCUGGCAUGGCAGAUUGUCAGCAGUAUUUACGCCACUGACCGCGAUCGACUUUUGCCUGAUUACGUUGCACUGGAGGCCCACACUGAUGCUAACCUAGGUAACAUGUUGUUGUAUAAAGACGCGAGCGAGAAUUUGCGAAUCGGCUGGAAUGACAACUCUGCAGACGAGGAAACGAUGCUUCCACUCGGCACCGAAAUAUAGGGGAUCAUAUGUUUGAAGUCAUACCUAUCAAGUACAGUACUACAUAGUAGCAAAAUUCCUAACCCUACAACUACAAGUUCACGUUCAGGAAUUGUUAUAGAAUCAAAAUGCCUACCCCUUCCCCAAGUAAGGUCACGGAGAUUUCCGUUAAUUCACUAUCUACGUUGCAAAGGGGACUUUCGUGCGAAUUUGAGUAUUUUUAUGCGGCAAUAGUUAGCUGCAGUACUCAUUUUAUAUAUAGGGACAAGAUGUACACUUUCUCAUUCUUCUAUCUAUCACGUCUUUCCCCUUUCAUGUUGAUUUGAAGACGCUGUUUGGGUGUGCGCAUUCGAUCUUGCUAUUGUUUGGUAAUAAGCUGAGUGAGGUUUUGUACGAGAACUCCGACAAUGAAGAGGACGUGGAGGAGGUCAUAAGUCUGCAGGAGGGAGACGAGCCGAUCCUGAACAACUAAGGCUGCUGGUGAAAUAUUUCGGAUUUUCAUUCUUUUCUAAUUCAAGUUUUGUGGGCUUUUUUUUCUAACGCAGGGGGGGAUGGAAUAGGAAACAAAAAAGUUUUCGCAGACUCCUUCAUGUACUAUGUAGUCUGACGACAGGAUCCAAUCCACUUUGGAGCCUUCAUCUAAAUUACAUUUUUUGGUGUCAUGCCGCUCUUGAAACAAUUGGAAACGCCGAAAGUGUUCCGCCUCGCGGGGAAAGCGAAAGGGCUUUACCCUGAGACGCAAAAAUGGCGACAGACGAUCGCGACGAAAAUUAUUGAACGCUUCCGCACAGACGAGGCGGUGCCCGACGCGACGGUAGCGGCUGGCACGACGGGCAACACUAUGUUUCGCGCAGAUUUUGGUGCCCUAUGUCAGCGCCUCUCUGACUCCGCGUACGCCAUCAUCCAAGCGAACAAGCCAGGCAAAGAAGGCUCACAGCCAAAUUUGUUUGGCCGCGUGAUCGUAAACCUGCUGUUUUUCAAUGCGGAGUUGCCGAUUUUUCUCAAAACCUAUUCGACGCAACUCUUUGCGGCUGGUGGAGGCGCUGCCGAGAAGUUCUGGAGCACCUAUCCUGGCUACGCUUUGCCAGACGGACAAGGAGUGUGCAUUCGUACGUUCUACGCGCUCAACAGGAAACUGGAAGCAGAUAAAUGUGCUGACGAUGAAAGGCGCACACCAAUGUCAAUGCCGCUGGAGAUGUACACGGUGAGGGCGUUAGGAGGUGGGAGCGGGUCAGCGGUGGCGGGGUGGCAGCGUGGUACCGGUAGCAAAGAUGGGCAACAGGAUGAUGCGCUGGUGCUGGCGGAUGUACCCUGGAAAAUGGCACACUUUUUUGGUACCACAAGAGCCCUCGCUUUGAAGGAGCUGAAUUUGGCGGCGGACAAUGCUGACGACAGGAACGAAAUGGAGAACUACAUCCAGGAAAUGAAAAGCAUGGAGUGCCCUGCGAAUUCUCUCUCCGAAGAAUGUGAGCUCAUCCGCUUCCGUGGUAAGAUGAGAGUGACAGCGCGGGGCGCGGUCAAAGAGUGGUGCACGGAAAAGGACACAGCCGCAGCGCAAGUUUUCUACGGCGUGUGGCAAGGGGCAGUCCAGUCGCAGAAGGAGCAGCCCGCGGAAGUGAUGGAGAAGGUGGAAACCGUGCGAAAGAUCGAGACAGCGUGGCCUGUCUCUCUGUAUCGAGGUAAGGAGUGUGUCGACGGAGAUGAGAAGUUAUGUUGAUGAUGGGCCACUAAUGUAGGCAGCCGUCCGACCAAAUAUUAAAUACAGCAGAAUAAUGCUACACUAGAUCAUUUUUCUACAAUUUGGCCACUUCGGCAACCAUGACCAUCUGCACAGAUCUUUUGUGGAUGAAUACGAAUCAAUACCAUGGUUUUGCUUGCUUUAAUCCCAAUCAUGUAAUUUUCAUUGCUGAGACACGAGCAGUGACAGUUAGAUGUGAAAACAUAGAGAAAAAAGUAUGGAAUUUUUGAAGGAAAGUCGUUCGUACGUAGGGCACCUAGUGCUAUUAAUUUUCGGGAAAGAGAUCAGUAAGACUUUCGAGAGCAGUUUAUGCAAGAACCGUGAUCGCAAGUCAAGAGAAGGUCAACCAUGUGCGUAGGGUGCAACGUUUGUGGAGUUUUUGAAAAAGAUUAAGAUAAACUAGAGAUUUAAUUGAGAACGCAUCUUCCAUUGCAUCUCAGCCUUCUUCUAAGAAUCUAUCUGAACCCGGAGCCGGACACCGAGUCCAAGACCAACCUGCUUUCUGUCGAUUACUUGCGGGAUGACAGGCAAGACCACGGACAGUUCGCAGGUCAAGCUCGCGUGUUUGCCGCGCUCGAUUUCGCGUUAUGACGAGGCGUAGUAUUAAUUACUGCGACGUGAGAAAAUUAGUGAGCAUGAUGAAGUAUCCGAAACAACGUGGAGCCCUAAGAGUUUACGAAUUUACUUCGGUAUCAUUCAACUGAAAAUUGUCUUUCGACUCGAGAUGAGGGUUAGGGAUUCAGAUGCUAUUAGUUACCGUGGUCUGGUCAAGAAAUUGAGUUUCUGUCAUUGACAACAAAAUCUAAGAAACGGCGAGCAGAGAUCAGUAGUUGCAACACUUGCCGACAGCAACGUAAAGAAAGAGGACAAGCGGGAGGUGCUGAACCUGGUUGUAAAAAGUUUGGUGCAAGCGGAGAAGCUUCGGAUGGGAGCGGCAGAGAAGGUGACAUCCUCUGACGAGAAUAAUCCAGAGAGCUGGUCCUAUCCGAAGAUGGUGGUUCGGAUCAACGAGGUCGUGGACAUGAAAGAAGAAGCAAAAAAGCUGCUGACGCAAUACCCGCCUACUGCUGGAACAGCGGUGACGGAGGACGCACGUGGCAGUGCCGUUGAUCUGGUGCUGGCGGACUUGAAGCGGGGAUUGGAUAUCGUGACGAAUAUCUACAAUUAUGACGAGGGGGAAGUUCGCUUUCGCAGUCGCACUCGCAGGCUGCUGGUGCCGGAUUACGUUGCACUGGAGGCACACUCCGAUGCCAGUCUAGACAACAUGUUGUUGCUUGGCGGCGGGGAAUCGGGCUCGGCGUUGAGUCUUGGAUGGAGAGACAACUCUGCAGACACGAAAACGAAGCUUCCACUGGGCACCGAAAUUUAAGCGAUGACUAAUUCCAUUUUUCAGACUGCAAGGACUGCAGUAAUUUUAAAUUAUAAGGUAUAUGCUUUUGUAGUUGUACUCAUAGAAUUCCAAGGCGGCAUAACGAGAUAAUAAAUACGGCUCAGGAGCAACUGAGCGCAGCUGAGCUAGCACACUGUUCAUUCGCAAGCAAGUUAGUAUCAUGAGUUGAUAUUGUCGCUAGGAUUUGAAUGCGGCUCACCAGGUCGUCGCUUGUAGUUUAAAUCUUCAUAUUGAAAAUAUUCUCAUAUUUAUGCAGAAAAGAGGCACAUGACGGGGGCUGUACGUGCAUCCAGUUUUUCGUGCGUCAUAAUUUUCUUUCAUUUCCAAGGAAAUAUCUUUUCUGGGUCCCUUAGAACUAGCUGAGGCACCGAUUUCACUCGUUCGGAAACGGAUUAAUCCAAUCUCGAUCCAGCAAGUAUCUUUCCUUAGCGAGUCAUAUUCGUUAGGGAAAUCUUCCACAGUGGGCCGAAUAAAUUCAAAUCGUCAGUUUGUCUUAGGAAUAGAAAUAGAGGCGUCUGUGACAAAUAUGGUAGCAAAAGAUAUAUUAUAGCUAUGGCACUUUUAAACGGUGUUGCAGUGUAAACCCUUCCCUAUGCAAAUUAUUGAAGACCCAGAUCACCCCCUCUCUUUCAUAGUGACUCGCAAGCGUUAUUUGGUUGCGCGCAUUCGAUUUGGCUAUUGUACGGCGAUAAAAAGGAUGGGGAACUGUAUGAAGCCGGCGACACGGGAAAGGAUCAUCUUUCCCAAACUGCUAAAGUGUCGCCUGUACCUGACUUCUGGUCCACUGAGGAUGGCGUUGUGACUCCGGAGAAGAUGCUGAAUACUUAAGACUCCUGUUGGAUAAUCAUAACUACUCCGUAACUAAACUGAGGAAGCUGCUCACAAUCGCGCGGCGACCUCUUCCUCUCUCUCUCUCUCUCUCUCUCUAUGGGAGAGGGACUAAACCAGUGCACCCUACUAGAAACCUCUAAAACACGUUUUUCGGGACAAGAAGCGUCACCCCGUUGCAGACGCCGGGGGAGUUUCGUCUCGCAAAAGCAGCAGCCUCUCUGUACUGGAGGGCGGCAAACUGGCGAAAAUACAUCGCGCUAGAGAUCCGCGAUGAACUUCAUCCGAAGAGGCACAAGUAUCCAUCGGCAGUGGAUUCCAAUGAAAGCAAGAAGAGGAUGUUUCGCGCAGAUUUUGGCGCUCUAUGCGAACGCCUUUCCGAUGCGGCGUACGCGAUUCUGCAAGCACGAGACGGUAACGGUUCACAGCCGAAUUUGUUUGAUCGUGUCGUCAUGAAUCUCUUGUUUUUCGAGAUGGAGUUGCCGAUGUUUCUCUACACGCACCAGAGACGAUUCAAAUUGAGUGAGCCGGGUUUGCGCCGCACAUAA
Molecule: messenger RNA, 9768 nt
Organism: Amoebophrya sp. A25
Lineage: Eukaryota; Dinophyceae; Syndiniales; Amoebophryaceae
Source: the annotation of a GenBank genome assembly